Messenger RNA from Abrus precatorius (Indian licorice), 1318 nucleotides. Its product is annotated as cinnamoyl-CoA reductase-like SNL6. Gene Ontology annotation, molecular function: 3-beta-hydroxy-Delta5-steroid dehydrogenase (NAD+) activity. Bases 238 to 1137 code for a protein of 299 amino acids. The transcript has 5 exons. Lineage: Eukaryota; Viridiplantae; Streptophyta; Magnoliopsida; Fabales; Fabaceae. The record is from RefSeq and is a predicted model, not a curated record. Gene Ontology annotation, biological process: steroid biosynthetic process.
UGUGGCUUGAUAUGGGGUGUGUGCGCGUGUCCACCUAUCAAACAACAAGUCUGCAACUACCUCCUUCCUACCUAUCUACCCCCCACACUCUUUGAAUGCUAGCCGCCCUUCGCCCCUUUCCUUUUUUAUUUUUAUAAAUCUAACUCUUGCUUUCUUCAUUUUCCUACAAACGCACGCAACACCCUCUUCACCCCAGUCACAAUUUUUUCUCAUUUCUCGUAUCUCUGUAGUCUCACCAUGGCCCCUUCUUUCGACACAAGUACUCAAACAGUAUGCGUUAUGGAUGCUUCCAGCCAGUUCGGCUUCAGCCUAGUCCAGAGACUACUCCAAAGGGGCUACGCCGUCCACGCUUCCCUUCAAAAAUAUGGGGAAAAAGACCUUUUCAAUGGGAUUUCUACUGAUUCCGAUAAGCUCAAGAUUUUCCGAUCUGAUCCAUUUGAUUACCAUAGCAUAGUUGACGCACUCAGAGGCUGUUCUGGCUUGUUCUACACAUUUGAACCUCCCCUUGAUCAACCCGAUUAUGAUGAAUACAUGGCAGACGUGGAAGUAAGAGCUGCACACAACGUGCUCGAAGCUUGUGCUCAGACAGAAACAAUAGAUAAAGUGGUUUUCACAUCCUCAGCUACCGCAGUUGUUUGGAGGGAGGAUCGUAAGACCAUGGAAUUGGAUUUAGACGAGAGACAUUGGAGUGAUGUCAAUUUCUGUCGAAAAUUCAAGUUAUGGCAUGGGGUGUCAAAGACAAUGGCAGAGAAGACAGCAUGGGCCUUGGCAAUGGACAGAGGAGUGAACAUGGUGUCCGUAAACGCAGGCUUGUUGAUGGCCCACGAUCUAUCAAUUAAAAGUCCUUACUUGAGAGGAGCCGCUGAGAUGUACGAGGAUGGUGUCUUCGUGACCGUUGAUUUGGACUUCUUGGUGGAUGCUCACAUUUGCGUGUACGAGGAUGUCUCAUCCUACGGUCGUUAUUUGUGCUUCAACCACAUCAUCAACACCCACGACGACGCCGUUCAGCUCGCCCGCAAGUUGACGCCUUCUGCUUCUUCAUCCUUACCUCAAAGCGAUGACCAUGGUAAGAGUUUUAUCGAACAGAGAAUAAGCAACAAGAAGUUGAACAAAUUGAUGGUGGAUUUCGAGGCUUGACUUCGGCGGUGAUAUUUUGGACGGUGAUAGAGCAAUCACCUUGGCUGUUUUCUGCGAGAGGGUAUUCGUGUGUAAAAUGUUGCGAAAAUAUGUACCUAUGCCCCAUAUUAUUAUUUAUUACAAAUGAUUGUAUUUUUAAUCAAAUAAUAAUUUCUUUAUUUAUUUAUAAAUUAGAUAAUGC